Myxocyprinus asiaticus (Chinese sucker) is the source of this 6208-nucleotide messenger RNA. Its product is annotated as sorting nexin-27-like. The transcript is spliced from 13 exons. Gene Ontology annotation, cellular component: early endosome. The record is from RefSeq and is a predicted model, not a curated record. The coding region runs from base 1527 to 3227 and encodes 566 amino acids. NCBI's taxonomy places the organism in Eukaryota, Metazoa, Chordata, Actinopteri, Cypriniformes, Catostomidae. Gene Ontology annotation, molecular function: protein binding; phosphatidylinositol-3-phosphate binding. Gene Ontology annotation, biological process: signal transduction; intracellular protein transport.
UUUCUGAGCAUCUCUUUUAGCAGACCAUCCAAAACUUGUAAUCUUUCCAUUUCCAUGAUCCCAACAUUCUUCCAACACCCUCUUAACUGGAUGAUUCUCAUUAUGUCCUUUUGAAUCAAUCCAAUAUGUCAUUGACAGUUUAUGCCUAUGAAGAUAUAAAGGUACUUCCCCCAUUUCCACCUGCAAGGCUGGAAUUGGGGACAACUUAAAAGCAUAUUCUUAGGGCUUGGACCUGCACUGAUUCUAUCUUUUAAUUAUAGAUGUUGAUGCAUAACCAUAAAUUAUACUCCCAUAGUCAACUGAUGACCUGAUUACUGCACAAUAUAUUCUUUUUAAUGAUAUUCUUCUAGCUCCCCAUUCGACUCCUGCCAAACAUCUUAAUAUAUUUUUGCUUUUUAUACACUUCUCUAUCAGAUUCUUAGCAUAAAUGUUAAUCUAGAUUCCAACCAUAUUCCCAGGUAUUUUAUUACUGGAACUUGUUCUAGUACCUGAUUAUAUAAUUUCAGUUUAACCUUUGGGGCAGUUUUCUUUUUUGUGAAGCUCAUCACUUGAGUUUUAGUCACUGACAAGUGGAAACUCCACUUAGUAGCCCAUUUCUCUACUUCAACCACUGCUGCUUGUAUACUCCGUUCCACAUAAGUUAUAUUACGUCCUCUUUUCCAUAUUGCCCCAUCAUCAGCAUAGAGUGAACAUCCAAUGUCUACUUUAACAUUAUUAAAAACAUCAUUUAUCAUUAUAUUAAAUAAAACUGGACUACAAACACUUCCCUGGGGAGUUCAAUUAUCUAUUGUAUAAACCUUGGAAUAUUGUGAUCCUACCCUAACUUGUCCCAUUCUUUCUAAUAAAAAGUCCAUAACCCAGUAAAACAUUUUCCCUCAAAUUCCCAUAAUUUUAAUUUUGAUUAAUAAUCCUUCUUUCCAUAACAUAUCGUACGCUAUUCUAUGUCAAAGAACACACCUACCAUCUCUUUAUCAGCUUGUGCUUUUUUUAAUGUCUGCUUCCAAACAUAGGCUAACACAGCAACUACAGUACUGUGACCUGUCCAAAAUCCACUCUGAUUUUGUGUUAAGACCUUUCCGUAUACAAGUAACCUGUAUAUAAUAAUUUUCUCCAUGAGUUUACACAAAUAAACAGUUAAAGCAACAGGUCUAUAGUUAUUUGGGUUAAAUGGAUCCUUUCCAGGGUUUCCAACAGGCACAAUAAUUCCAUGCUUCAGAGGGAAGUUUACCUGAAUUCCACACCUUAUUAAACAAACUUAAUAUUUUACUCAAUGAACUAUCUGAUAAAUGUUGAAUCAUCGCAUAACAUAUAUCAUCAUUGUAAGGAGAUGAUUGUUUAACUGCUCCUGAUUUGUUGUUAUGUGACAGAAGUAACUUGCAAGGCACGCAACUGCAGCAGUCUCGUGAUGGGGGCGGUUUGGCGUCAGUCUUUCCAGUCUGGAGUCUGACGCACUCCGCCAGCCAAUAAGCUCAUGUAGCACUUCAGCACCCGAGUCCGCUGUUGAAGCAGGAUUUCUUCAAAUAAAGAUGGCAGAUGUUGUCGAAGGAGAUGGCACUCGCUCCGCUGCCCCUUCUAUGCUUCACUCAUCGGCUCGUAACGGCUCCGGUAUGAGCUCGGGGACAUGCGCCGGCGGGCACGUCGCCACCACGGUCACCUCCGGGCCUCGGCUGGUCCGCAUCGUCAAGUCAGACUCGGGCUACGGCUUCAACGUCCGCGGGCAAGUGAGCGAAGGAGGGCAGUUGAGGAGCAUUAACGGUGAACUUUACGCUCCGCUGCAGCACGUCAGCGCCGUGUUACCGGGCGGCGCGGCAGACCGAGCAGGAAUCUCAAAGGGCGACCGUAUUCUUGAAGUGAAUGGGGUGAAUGUAGAAGGGGCCACUCAUAAACAGGUGGUAGAUCUCAUCCGAGCAGGCGAAAAAGAGCUGGUCUUGGCUGUCCUGUCGGUGCCUCAGACAGAGACGGACAGCCUUGAUCCUGGGGACGAUGGCUCAUGCCAAUCCUGCUAUGACUACAGCGACAAGCAGGCCGUGCCCAUCUCUAUGCCCACCUACAAACAUGUGGAGCAGAACGGGGAGAAGUUUGUAGUCUACAAUGUAUACAUGGCAGGCAGGCAAUUGUGCUCUAAGCGCUAUCGGGAGUUUGCCAUCUUGCAUCAGAAUCUGAAGAGGGAAUUUGCAAACUUUUCAUUUCCCAAGCUGCCGGGGAAAUGGCCUUUCUCCCUAUCUGAACAACAGCUAGACGCUCGCAGACGAGGGCUUGAGGAAUACUUAGAAAAAGUAUGUUCUGUUCGUGUAAUUGGGGAGAGCGACAUCAUGCAGGAGUUUUUGUCAGAGUCAGAUGAGAACUAUAAUGGUGUUUCUGAUGUGGAACUGAGGAUAGCCAUGCCAGACAAAACUACAGUUACGGUCUGGGUGCGGAAGAAUUGCACAACAGACCAGGUCUACCAGGCUGUAGUAACAAAGAUUGGGAUGGACAUUAUUACUGCUAGUUAUUUUGCUCUAUUUGAAGUCAUUAACCACUCCUUUGCACGCAAGCUGGCCCCUAAUGAGUUCCCUCAUAAGCUGUAUGUGCAGAACUACACAUCUGCCAUCCCAGGCACCUGCCUCACACUCCGCAAAUGGCUCUUCACUACAGAGGAAGAGAUUCUGCUCAACGACAACAAGCUGGCUAUCAACUAUUGCUUCCAUCAGGCUCUAAAUGAUGUGAAAAAGGGAUUCAUCAAAGUGGGGGAGAAAUCCUACCAGCUCCAAAAGCUUACUGAACAGCGGAAAAUGACCAUGUAUUUAAGUAUUCUGAGGGCAUGUGAGGGCUACAAUGAGAUCACUUUCCCUCACUGCUCCUGUGACUCGCGUAGGAAAGGUCACGUCGUCACUGCGAUAAGCAUCCACCACUUCAAACUCCAUGCAUGCACUGAGGAUGGUACUCUAGAGAAUCAGGUGAUUGCGUUUGAAUGGUCAGAAAUGCAGAGAUGGGACACGGAUGAAGAGGGAAUGGCUUUCUGUUUCGAGUAUGCGCGAGGGGAGAAAAAGCCUCGCUGGGUCAAAAUCUUUACUCCAUACUUCAACUACAUGCAUGAGUGCUUCGAGAGAGUCUUCUGUGAGCUCAAAUGGAGAAAAGAGGUUGAAGAGGAGGCCACAGACAAGGACAAUAAAAACUGCAGUAAAGAUGGUAUGUGCAGUAAGAAUAUCUUCCAACUGUUGAGACACAGAAGGGAUGGAGGCACAUGAACGAAGAGAUCAUCUCCUCUUGAGUCCUCAAGUACAUGCAUAUGCAUAUACACAAACAUUUAUAGCUGCAUACAGAGUAUUUCAAAUCAGUCACAUACAUCUUAAUCUAUGACACAUUCUUAAGUACUCUUCUUCAAUCCAAGGCUGACAAAAAAGAAGAUAUAAAGCAGGAAAUUACACAACUACAGUACAGUGAAGGAAAUAAGUACACUUUUAAAGACAUUCACAAUCACAUAAUUUCAUUGGACUGGACUGAUCUCGCUAAUGCUCCUGGAGACAGGAAUAGUGUGGUUGAAUGACAUAUGCCAUUCAUACCUUCAGAUGAACACAUCCUGGUCGUUGACAUGGCACCAGCAUUGCAAUUGGUCCAGGUGACUAAUACACAUUGUGUGGCUGGUCACAAGACAAGGUCUUCAGACUGGUUACUCUUUCAGAUGCAAGUGUUUACAAACUUGAGUUCAAGAGACAGUGUUUCAUGGGAAUGUGGUUAAAACGAAGAGACAGGAGUGUGUUUAUUUAAAAACAUGGAAACCUCAGUGGUGGAACUAAGGCAUGAUACUGACAUUAACACAAGCUCAUACACCUGUGAGGGCAGAGAUGCUCUCUCAGAAUGUAUCAAUAAAAAAAAUAAAAAAUACAAAACAAAAAAAAUGCAAAAAUAAUUACUACAUUUUUCACCUGGACAAUCAGAGUGAGAGAGGGAAAGAGAAAAUUUGCUUUUUCAACCUAUUUAAAAAGAGGGCAAGAGAGACAAAUCAAUACUUUCCAUGGUUUUUCACACUAAUUUGUCUGUUACCUCACUAUUGCCACUAUGUUGGUAGUAGGUUUGUAAAGAUUGUCAGCACUAUUGCUGAACUGAGGUUUUAUUUUAUUUUUUUGUUCUCUCAUCUGUCUUUUAUUCUCUAAAGCAGUAUUUGAUUGCAUUAGCCAUCGCCAGGCUCAAUGGAAUUUUUAGAACUGAUUUGGGGGGCAAAUAUCUGUGGAAUUCUGCAGUAUGGGUUUAAAUGUGGUGCAGUGUUCUUAUUGGUAGCUAAAAGCAUGAUCAAAAUAGCCUAAAUAUUUAAUAAACGAAGAUGCAAGGGGCAGGGAAUAAGUUGAGCUUAUGGGUCAUUGUACGUUGAAUAAUGGGCUUUGGAAUUCAUCUGAGCUUUCUGCUGAUUUAUGCGGGUGUAGAUUCCAUAUUGGCCUGGCCUUGCCCGCUAAUGAUCUGUGCCAGUGCUCUGUGUGGGUGCUUUCUCUGCACUUAAAGGGAUAGUUCACCCAAAAAUAAAAAUUCUCUCAUCAUUUACUCACCCUAAUGCCAUCUCAGAUGUGUAUGACUUUCUUUCUUCUGCAGAACACAAAUUAUGAUUUUUAGAAGAAUAUCUCAGCUCUGUAGGUCCAUACAAUGCAAGUGAAUGGGUGCCAAACUUUUGACACUCCAAAAAGCACGAAGGCAUAAUAAAAGUAAUCCAUACGACUCCAGAGUUUUAAUCCAUAUCUUCAAAAGUGAUAGGAAAGGUGUGGGUGAGAAACGGAUCAAUAUUUGAGUCUCUUUUUUUUUGUUGCUAGAAAAUCUUCUCCCUGCCUAGUAGGAGGCGAUAUGCACGAAGAAUAUGAAUCACCAAAAACACAAGAAGAAGAAUGUGAAAUUUCAAGUGGAGAUUGACUGAGUAUUGAGGAGAAUUUAUAGUAAAAAAAAGAAAUUGAUCUGUUUCACACCCACGCCUAUAAUAUUGCUUCUGAUGACAUGGAUUUAACCACUGGAGUCAUAUGGAUUACUUUUAUGCUGACUUAUGUGAUUUAAAAAAUUUUGGCACCCAUUCACUUGCAUUGUAUGGGCCUAAAGAGCUGAGAAAUUCUUCUAAAAAUCUUAAUUUUGAGUCCAGCAGAUGAAAGAAAGUCAUACACAUCUGGGAUGGCAUAAGAGUGAGUAUGAGAGAAAUUUCAUUUUUGGGUGAACUAUCCCUUUAAAUUAUUUGAUUUGUUUUAACAGUGCUAUGAAUGUGAAGCACUGAAUUGGAAAGCCAGAUUAGUUAUGUGCUAGUUAUGUGUAUGAGUGAAUGUUGGACUGGUUGGUUUAUGAGUUUUGGGCUGUCAUGCCCUCAUUGAGCAGUAGAUGGCUCUGACCACACCUGAUGUCAUCUGCCUUUGAUGUCAUUUUAACUGUUUUACUUUUCCAUUUUACUUAUUGUAGCGCAGGCGCAUACAAACCUGUCACUCCAGACCAGUCAUGACAUGUUUUGCACUUUUUAAAUGACGUAUGUGUGAGUCUGUGUCUGUGUGUUAAAGACUGACUGCAUGCCAUUUCUGUCCUGUACUGUCCCAUGAACCUUCUGAUGAAUUUUCUGAGUGUCAUCGCAUUCAUAGACAAACCGAGCGAGCAAGCGAUGUGAAUUGAAUGACCUGAGGAUUUGUGUUCUGUUGGACCCACAGCUGUCUCAGCUAACAGUUAUAUGCUGGUUAUCAUGGGAUUUCACAGAAUCUUGCAAAGCCUAGGCCUAAGCAUAUGAUUCAAAUCUCUCUUUGUUCUUGUUAAAAGGAUGGCAUGUCAUAGACUUUUAGAUAAGACUUUUGUCUAUGUCUGUGUGUGUGUGUCUCUUCCCCUCUCUCAUUCUUCAGAUCUACACUUUCAUUCUCUCUCUGUUCGUUUGCUCUGGUUGUGUUCUUUCUCUCUCUUUGACUGAAACUUUAAUUUAUUAUACAAAUAUCUCCAUGUACAGUAUUUUCAGCUGUGUGAGUUUUUGGGUAAUCUUUUCAAAUAAGGCACAAAAAGAGCAUUUACAAAGCAACUCCAAGGAGUAGUGUAAACUGAAAUAAGCAAUGUAGGGAGCAUACUGCAAAUAAAACAAAAAGCAAGACAAACAGUAUACUAGGAGGUUUUGAUCUAGAAAUGUAAAGUUGACAUGGACAAAACUUUGUGUACAAGCAAAAUGUUUGGUAAUGUUUGGUCAUAACAGUAUAAUAAAAUGUAACAUAUUCUUUUAAAUAAAUUGAUUUAU